Fomitopsis serialis is the source of this 1002-nucleotide messenger RNA. RefSeq lists its product as uncharacterized. The transcript has 13 exons. NCBI's taxonomy places the organism in Eukaryota, Fungi, Basidiomycota, Agaricomycetes, Polyporales, Fomitopsidaceae. Bases 1 to 1002 code for a protein of 333 amino acids. Gene Ontology annotation, biological process: lactate metabolic process. Gene Ontology annotation, molecular function: L-lactate dehydrogenase (cytochrome) activity; FMN binding. The record is from RefSeq and is a predicted model, not a curated record.
AUGUCCUACUACGCAUCCGGCGCGGACGACGAGCUAACAAAACGCGAGAACGGGACCGCUUUCUCUCGUUUCUUCUUCCAUCCGCGUGUGAUGAGGCCCAUUUCGAAAGUAGACCCUUCGACGACGAUCCUUGGUAUCCAGUCAUCGCUCCCUAUCUUCGUCAGCGCUGCAGGAUUGGCAAAACUGGGGCACCCACUCGGCGAAGCCAACAUAACCCGAGGCGCGGGCCGUACCGGCAUCAUUCAGAUGGUCUCCUCCGCAUCCUCGCUUUCCGUGACGCAGAUCGCAGAGGCCCGUGUCUCGCCCUCGCAACCGCUCUUCUUCCAGCUCUACAAGCACAAGGACAACAAGAUUGCCGAGGGGCGCCGCGACGUCCGCGCGCCGUUCGAGCUGGAGGACCAGGACGCGAGGCGGAGCCGGAUAGCACGGAAGGCGGCGCAGGACAUGCCCCAAGUUGAGGAAGACGCCGAGGACAAGUCGGUGAACAUGGACGGUACGAUCGGGAACUCGCUGCACAGUAUGGACACGGACAUGACUUUCAAGGAGACGGUCCCAUGGCUCCGAAGUGUAACCAAACUGCCCAUCGUCAUCAAGGGCGUACAAUGCGUCGCAGACGCCGUUCUGGCAGCGGAAGCGGGCGUCGAUGGUAUCCUGUUGUCCAAUCACGGAGGUCGACAGUUGGACUACUCCCUUCCCCCAUUGGAGGUUCUGUAUAGAAUUCGGAAACAGCGCCCCGACGUGUUCGACAAGCUAGAAGGCAAUCUACAUCGACGGUGGAAUGUCCUGAAAGCACUAUGCCUCGGCGCAACCGCCGUCGGCCUCGGACGCGUGUUCAUGUACGCAAAUAGCGCUUACGGAGAAGCGGGCGUCGUGCAAGCUGUGCGGAUCAUGCAGCGCGAGAUCACUCUGGGUAUGCGCCUCUUGGGCGUUACGAGUGUGAAGGAGAUGGUACCGGAGAUGGUGGAGCGCGUAGACUGGCAGCCCACGCUUGCCAGGCUAUGA